UCUCUGGUCAAAGAGACAGUUCAGUAUACAGACAGAGUCCAAGGAUGAAUGUUCACCGUGCCAGUGAUGGUGACAGGUUAUUGCGGCAAGAAGCCAGCCGCCUAGUGGAUGAUACCUCAACUGCAACUCAAGAAAAAGAAGCAAGUAGCCUGACUUUAUCUGGUCUUCAAAAUCUUACUUAUCCCUCAGGUCCCAGGAGUGAAGACCUUUCACUUGACUAUGCCUCUCAGCCAGCAAAUCUUCAAUUCCCUCACAUAAUCCCACUUGCUGAAGACAUCAAAGGCUCCUGCUUCCAAACUGGGAAUAAACGGAACCACGAACCCUUAAUUGUUCUGGAACGAUUUGGAAACAGCAGUGUGGGCUUUGGCAGUAAUUCUCACUCCCAGGCACCAGAGAAAGUGACGCUUCUUGUAGAUGGCACACGUUUUGUUGUGAAUCCACAAAUUUUCACUGCUCAUCCGGAUACCAUGUUGGGAAGGAUGUUUGGACCGGGAAGAGAGUACAACUUCACGCGGCCCAAUGAGAAGGGAGAGUAUGAGAUUGCUGAAGGAAUCAGUGCAACUGUAUUUCGCACGGUGCUGGAUUACUACAAAACUGGUAUUAUCAAUUGUCCCGAUGGCAUCUCUAUUCCAGACCUUAGAGAUACAUGUGAUUAUCUCUGCAUUAAUUUUGACUUCAACACCAUCCGAUGUCAAGAUCUGAGUGCUUUACUGCAUGAACUGUCUAAUGAUGGUGCUCACAAGCAGUUUGAUCACUACCUCGAAGAGCUCAUCCUGCCCAUCAUGGUGGGCUGUGCCAAGAAAGGGGAGCGAGAGUGCCACAUUGUUGUGCUGACAGAUGAGGAUUCUGUGGACUGGGAUGAAGACCACCCCCCACCCAUGGGAGAAGAAUAUUCCCAAAUUCUUUAUAGCUCCAAGCUCUACAGAUUCUUCAAAUACAUUGAGAAUCGAGAUGUUGCAAAAACAGUGUUGAAGGAACGAGGCCUAAAAAACAUUCGCAUUGGAAUUGAAGGUUAUCCUACCUGUAAAGAAAAGAUUAAGAGAAGACCUGGUGGCCGGUCUGAAGUAAUCUACAAUUAUGUGCAGCGCCCCUUUAUCCAGAUGUCAUGGGAAAAGGAAGAAGGAAAGAGUCGCCAUGUGGAUUUUCAGUGUGUUCGAAGCAAAUCCCUCACUAAUUUGGUAGCUGCUGGAGAGGAUGUCUUGGAGGACCAGGAGAUAUUAAUGCAUCAUCCACCCCAAGUGGAUGAACUUGAUCGGCUAAAUGCCCCACUUUCUCAGAUGGCUUCUAAUGACUUUCAGGAUUAGGACCAGCUGUGGGUCCACUCUAUUUUGGAGUUUUUCCUCUGUCAGGAUGCCCACACCCACUCUGCCCCAUGGUUUGUCUCACUCUGAGUAGGGGACAUGUUUCCCCCCAUCUUUCCCCCUUUUCCCAUAAUUAACGUGUCCUUUUCUGUAAGCGUAAGUUCAUGCCUCCAGCAGAAGGUGAAGAAGCACUGGUAAUUAAGCUACCAGCUUUGCAGCAGCCCUGGGAACUUGAAAAAUUUGAGUCUGGUGCUGUUCACUGACUCUUUGCAUAAUGUAAAGAGAGUUAAGGCUCCUAUUGCCUCAUAUUCAGCAAAGCAAUUAUUCUCAUCCUUUACAUUCAGUUCUUGAAUUUUGUUUGUUUUGUUUUUAUACUAAGCAAGUCACUUAGUAGCAAAGGGACCAAACU
Orycteropus afer afer is the source of this 1710-nucleotide messenger RNA. It is a transcript of the gene KCTD20, whose product is annotated as potassium channel tetramerization domain containing 20. The record is from RefSeq and is a predicted model, not a curated record. Gene Ontology annotation, biological process: positive regulation of phosphorylation. NCBI's taxonomy places the organism in Eukaryota, Metazoa, Chordata, Mammalia, Tubulidentata, Orycteropodidae. Gene Ontology annotation, cellular component: cytoplasm. Gene Ontology annotation, molecular function: protein binding.